This is a messenger RNA of Aspergillus campestris IBT 28561, 462 nucleotides long. RefSeq lists its product as uncharacterized. The transcript has a single exon. The coding region runs from base 96 to 404 and encodes 102 amino acids. NCBI's taxonomy places the organism in Eukaryota, Fungi, Ascomycota, Eurotiomycetes, Eurotiales, Aspergillaceae. The record is from RefSeq and is a predicted model, not a curated record.
CUGUCCUCGAGUCGGAGACUUGAAUAACAAUACUAAGUAAAAUGGAAAUGAAAUUGGGUGUUUAGGCUGCACUAUGACGAAGCAAUUUCAAGCUCAUGAUGCCCCACCCUCCAUCUAUCCUUAUUAUCUUUAUUUGUAUUUUACUCGAUUUUUUUCGCCUGAACCUUCUCUCUUUUGCAUUUCCACCCUGUUACCUUAUUUUGACUUUCCGAGGCCACAAAGGAUCGUCUUUGACAAUUGGAUACACUAGCCUAUUCAUUACCGUCUCGUGUCAUAACAGAAUGAACAAAAACCCCCGAGCCACAAAAGAGGCGGUCGAUGUGCUGGUCGAGAGCGUGGCCGUCCUGCAAGUGUUUCUGCAUCAAGUGGAGUCGAGGACCCAAACGGAUUUAGAAAAGAUGUGACGGCGGAUCACGCCCUAACCACCGCACGUACCUGGAACCACUGACCAUCACAAUUCUG